AUGCUGCUUCGUCCGAUUCAAGAAAGAAGAAGAAGUUUGGUGAUGAUUAGGGGCGGAAAGAGGACUAACAUGCUUUGGAUUUGGCACUCUCAAUGAAAGCACCAAUGAUACCUUCCUUCAAGCCCUAGAGCCGCCGAGAUGGAGGCUCACGCAGGGAGAGGCUGACCUGGUACCAAUGGAAGGGUUCUACUGUUCCCGGGCUGCCUUCCCGCCGGUGUAAAACCCUUUGCCGGCGACGUUCGCCGCUUUCUUCAUCUCUAUCCAUAUCUAAUUUCCCGUCAGAAGCAAUACAACCUACGCUCUUCCACCGUCGUUCAUGUCAAGAGUUUCGAGAAUGAAAUCGCUCCUUCUGAAUGCGACGCUUCCCAAGCCCGCACCUCUCUCCACCCGUUUCCAGCAAUCCAUUGUUCCCCGGAGGAGAAGCUGCUUUCAUCUUUCCAGGCAAUUCCGCAGCCAUAGCUUCUUCGUUCCUACAGUGAACCCCUGGAUUGUGGUUUCUCCGCUAGGGAUUUCUGCUGCUUCGGAAUGGAAGGGGGUUCGGAGCUUCCAAAAUGAGGCUUCGCUCCCAGAAUCCGGGGAGAUUCAUGUGAUUCUGGGGCCAAUGUUUGCUGGCAAAACCACCACUCUUCUGCAAAGAAUCAAAGCCGAGAGUGUUAGUGGCAGAAACGUAGCAAUAAUAAAGUCAGAGAAGGAUAAUAGAUACGGAUUGGACUGUAUUGUGACGCAUGAUGGAGAAAGAAUGCCAUGCUGGCCUUUGUCAAAUCUGUCGUCAUUCAAACAGACAAUUGGUUCUGGAGCAUAUGAUAAGUUGGAGGUGAUUGGCAUUGAUGAGGCACAAUUCUUUAAAGAUCUAUACCAGUUUUGCAGUGAAGCUGCGGAUCAUGAUGGAAAAACUGUAAUUGUUUCUGGUUUGGAUGGCGACUACCUAAGAAGGAGCUUCGGUUCGGUGCUUGAUAUAAUCCCUAUUGCGGAUACUGUAACCAAAUUAACCGCUCAAUGCGAAGUUUGUGGGGAUCGUGCACACUUUACGCUUAGAAAGACUGAGGAGACCAAGACAGAACUGAUAGCCGGGGCGGAUGUCUAUAUGCCUGUGUGUCGUAAGCACUUUGUGAGUGGCCAAGUGCUGAAAGAAGCCACUAGAGAUAUCAUUGAAGCUCAGGUGUGUGUCCAUGGCUGACCCAUGUAGGCGACAUCUAGUUUAGGGUAUAAUCGUGAACUCAUUUCUAUGAAACUUUUAGGCUUGGCCAUGUUAGUUAUGUGAUUGCCUAACUUCCAUGUAGAGGUAAGGUCUGCUUACACACACCCUCCCUACUUCUGUGGGAUUCUACUGGAUCUGUUUGUUGUAGAUUUUAUAAUGCAAUACACGCGUUUGAUCUUUCAUGUGUUUAGAAAAAAAAUGGCAUUGAAAGCAUUUUCAAACGAGUUGAGCUUCGCUGCUUGUCUUAGUUGUAUUCGCCUGAUAUUAUUGUCUAACAAGCAGCUAUGUUGGGGGUAGAUAAAUGCUUGUUGGAUUC
Molecule: messenger RNA, 1514 nt
Organism: Cuscuta campestris
Lineage: Eukaryota; Viridiplantae; Streptophyta; Magnoliopsida; Solanales; Convolvulaceae
Source: the annotation of a GenBank genome assembly